Cavia porcellus (domestic guinea pig) is the source of this 2543-nucleotide messenger RNA. It is a transcript of the gene Esam, whose product is annotated as endothelial cell adhesion molecule. Gene Ontology annotation, cellular component: adherens junction; plasma membrane. Lineage: Eukaryota; Metazoa; Chordata; Mammalia; Rodentia; Caviidae. Gene Ontology annotation, biological process: homophilic cell-cell adhesion. The transcript is spliced from 7 exons. The coding region runs from base 16 to 2088 and encodes 690 amino acids. The record is from RefSeq and is a predicted model, not a curated record. Gene Ontology annotation, molecular function: cell-cell adhesion mediator activity.
CUGUUCACGGUGGGGAUGGGAGGCAGUGAAGACGCCAGGGAUAAAGGAGAAACAGAAAAUUUUGGGCUAUGCACCUUCCCGCAGCCUCCCUCCUCCCCGGUCAGUGUAAGGCCUACAGCAGUUUGUUCCAGGCUGAGGAGCUGGGAACUGGACUGCUUGCCUCAGUUUCCCGCUCAGCAGCUCUUGGCGCGGGGGCCCCUCUUCCCAGCUCAGGGUGUGAGACACCAGGCCGGAGGAACCCUCGGGUCUGGGUUUCUGGGGUUUCGUGAAGACCCGCAGUGCGCCGCGGUCUUCCCGGCCCCCGCCCCCACCCGCACCCCCACCCCACUCCGCGUGGCGCCCUCGGGGACCCGCGCUGGGGCGGCGAGCCGGCUUCUUCCGCCGCCGCGCUCCCACACUGCGGACCUGGUGCCCUGGUGCGGGGCUUGGCUCCCUGUCCUUCAGGAGGCCGCCCUGGCUAUCUGCAGACGCAGAUCCCCCAAGCUUGGAGCCCCAAGUUCACAGUGGCGGGGUGCGGGCGCCUCCCGUCGGGCGUGUGUGAGUUCAGGCCCGCCCCUCUCCUGCUGCCCCCGGCCGGCUCCGGGGCACCGCCACUUACCCCCCGCUAGCCUGCAGCCUGCCCGGGGGAGGCGGCGGCGGGCCUGGGCUGCGGGCGCUGCGGGGUCCGCUCCCACCCCCACCCCACCCCACCCCGGCCCGCGGCGGUCCCGCUCGCCCGGCCUCUCCGCCCUGCGCACGGCCCGCCCCCGCGGUGUCCCCACCCCGCCCCCCGCGCCGGCCGCGGGCUGGACGGGAGCCGCCCUAGUGACGGUCAGUGGCCGACGGUCGCGCAGCCUCCGCACCUGCCGGACGCUGUGGCCGGGACCUACAGCCCUGACUGCGCUCGGACCAGGGAGGGUCAUGACUGCCCGGCCCGCACCCCCUGCCACCAACGGGCCGCUGGUUUUAUUCCUGGGGCUCAGUGUUCUCGCAGUCCUCUCCGGGGCCAAUGUGAAGGUGCACAUGCCUGCCGGCCUUACCAAACUGCAGGCGGUAGAGGGAAGAGACAUAGUGCUCCCGGCCUGGUACACUCUGGAAGGAGAGAAGCCUGAGGGCCGGCCGUGGGAAGUGCCUCUUGUGAUGUGGUUCCUGGAAAAAAAAGAGAAGAAAGGUCUAAAGCAGGUGUUGGCCUACAUCAACGGCUCUGUGUCAGGCAACCCUGGAGUAUCCCUGGUCUACUCCAUGCCCUCUCGGAAUGUGUCCCUGAGGCUGCAGGGCCUCCAGGAGAAAGACUCUGGCUCCUACAGCUGCUCUGUGAAUGUGCAAGACAGGGGCCAUGACAGCAAAACUAUGGAACUCAGCGUGCUGGUGCCUCCAGCAACUCCAUCCUGCAGUCUCCUGGGUGUGCCCCAGGUGGGGGCCAACGUGACCCUGAGCUGCCAGUCCCCAAGGAGCGACCCUUUGGCUCACUACCAGUGGGAGCGGCUGUCCCCAGUGGCCCAGGUUUUCUUUGCACCCGUUUUAGAUAACAUCCGUGGGUCUUUAAAGCUCACCAACCUUUCCACUUCCAUGUCUGGCAUCUAUCUCUGCACUGCCCAAAAUAUAGUGGGCAGCGCCCACUGCAAUGUGACCCUGAGUGUAAUCACAGGACUUUUUUUAGGGUCAAGAGCUGCCAUGAUUGCCGGAGCAGUUGUGGGCACUCUGGUCGGAUUGGUGCUGCUGGUCGGCCUGAUCCUCUUGUACGAGCGCCAACACCAAAGCAAGCUCCUAGAGGAUGUAUCCAAUGAUAUCAAGGAAGACGCCACUGCCCCACGGACCCUGACCUGGUCCAAGGCCUCAGACACGCUCUCCAAGAAUGGAACUCUUUCCUCCGUCACCUCAGCACGAGCCCUCCGGCUGUCUCAUGCCCCUCCUAAGCCUGGCACACUGACCCCUGUGCCUGGCACCUCCACUCAGGCUCUGCCCUCACCCAGACUACCCGAGACAAAUGGGACUAACCCUCAGCCAGUGUCCCUCAGCCCCGGGGGGCUUUCUCACUCUGCUCUGAGGCGCAUGGGUGCAGUGAAUGUGAUGUUACCUUCUCAGACUCAGGAUGGGUACCUGGUGUGAUGGCUCAGGCCCCGGGCAUCUGGUGUCUCAUCUACCUAGAGCACAGACUGCACCCUGGGAGGGUCACCACACUCCUCCCACCUUCUCACCUCGCCUCUCAGUAAGCCCCAGAUGUCCAGAAGGUCACAGGAGAAGAGGAAUCGAACCUGGUUUGGGUUGGGGUCUCCAUUCCUCCUUAUGAAGCCAGCUGAAUCCUGCUGAGAUUGGCUGACCUCCAAGGGCCCUGGAGAAGACUGUCAGUCAAUGAGCACCUCAGCCUUCUAGGAUCUGCACCCCACCCCUAUCUAACCCUCACUGCCACUCCAGCUCCUUGCAUUAACAUCCUGCCGGGCUGGUUGGGGGGUUGGGGCAGAGGAUAGGAAAGACAUUUUUAAAACUAACUCCAAAUGUGUAUUUGUUUUUAUUUUGCACAUUUCAAUAAAAAUACAUUGUGUUUGUAUGGAAUAAGAAUCAAA